GAUGAAAUAGAUGUGAAUUAGAAAUGAAUUGAUGAUAUCAGACGGAUCAAAACAAAAGACAAUAGUAUCAACGAAUCAAUCCCAAAACCAUCCCGGGAGCAGGAUAAAGCCAGGAAGCAGAAGAGUAGUAAUUCUCAACCUUUCUGGAAGCCAUGAAUCCCCUCUGCACCCGCUUUCAACAUGCAACGCUUCCUCCGUUCUCCGUCCGCUCACCCCAUCCCAAAUCGCCUCUAUUCGGUCGCCGCAUCCGACCUUCUGUUCUUUUUCCCUACCUCUCCUCUCUCCCCUUCUCCGACGUCGCCCCCCGUCUCAUCGCCACCCGUUCCGCCCGCGUUCCAUCGCCCAACGCCGACAUUGAGAUGGUCCGCGGUCGCGACGGCUCUUGGUCUGCCCGUGAGCAAAACGUCGUCGUCCUCUGGGAUCUCGACAACAAGCCUCCUCGCGGACAACCCUACGACGCCGCAGUAGCACUCCGGCGGGUCGCCGAGCUCUUUGGCCGCGUGGUUGAGAUUUCUGCUUACGCCAACCGCCACGCUUUCCUUCAUCUUCCACAGUGGGUCCUCGAGAACCGCCGCGAGCGCCGACUCCUCGAUGGUCUGGAGCGCAAGGGCCUCGUCGUCCCCAGUCAGCCCUAUAUCUGUGGGGUCUGCGGUCGUAAGUGCCGCACGAACCCCGAGCUUAAGCGACAUUUUAUCCAGCUUCAUGAGCGCGAGCGCCAGAAGAAGCUCUCCCGGAUGCGAUCGCUCAAAGGAAAGAAACGGGAAAACUACAAAAAGCGGUUUAUAUCCGGGAAUCACAAGUACACGGAGGCCGCGCGCGAGCUCCUGAUCCCGAACAAGGGGUACGGGCUUGCUUCAGAGCUUCGACGAGCUGGGGUGUUUGUGAAGACGGUGGAGGACAAACCCCAGGCGGCAGAUUCGGCCGUCAAGCGUCAAAUGCAACACUCUAUGUCGCGAGGAAUCGAUUGCCUCUUUCUUGUAUCUGAUGAUUCAGACUUCUCGGAGAUGAUUAGGAAGUCAAGGGAGGCGAACUUGCGGACUGUAGUGAUUGGAGAUGCUCGGAGGGCGCUGGGCCGCCUUGCCGAUUUCUGGGUUCCGUGGAUGCGGGUUGAGAGGGAAGAAGUCGGGGAGGAGGUGUUGUUAUCUGCUAGGAAUACUGGAUUUCGUAUAGGGGAAGAAGACGAAGAUGAGGAACAGGGAUUAUUUUACUCGUCAGCUAUUUUCUAUGAUAACGAUGAUGACGAUGGAAAAGGUGAUGAAGCUGAUGGUGAUCUCGAUCAGUUGGUUGAUGAGGUUGUUGGGGAAUGCUCUGGAUUUAAUGCGGUCAAAGUUUCGGCUUUUUCAGAGGAAGAAUUGUCGGAUGGGAAGAAUAUGAGACCGGAGACCUGGAACAGCAUUUCCGAAAUGCUUGGAGCAACUGUAGCUGGUAGAAGCUUGAGUUGGAACAUUGACGAUGAGGAUGAGGAUGAUUAUUAUAUUUGAUUGCUGCUACGGUGAAGGAUUUUCCAGACAUUUUAAGGACAUAACCACAAUAGCACUAGCAACUACAGAAUUUCCAAAGAAAACAACCUUUGUUGCUCAAGCUACAGAUUUCCUUACCCACAAAGAUCUAAUAAAUCAAGAAGGAAUUCUCCAAAUUUCACAAUUUCUUAUGUAAAGAGAUUUAGCUCUCAAAGCUUUACUUUAUCAAUCCAUAUGAAUGAUGAUCAUGAUGAUGCUGAUGACUUCAAUGAUAAGAAGAUUCUGAGAAGGAAAGUCUCUACUGGGUACAGAUUUCAAAGUGAUAUUAAAGUUGAUGAAUUCGAUAGAUUUGAUUCAGACAGUAGAAUAGAAUUUGCAAAGGAAGCAAAACAUAGAGUAAAAAAUCAUGGUCCACCAGCAAGGCUGCCUCUAAGUCCUCAAAGCUCAGGUUGGCAAGAAGAUAAAGCAACAACAAACAAUUGGUCGGCUAAUUUGGUUCCUCACAUCCAUCAAAAGAUAAACAUGAUUUUUACAUCU
Messenger RNA from Phalaenopsis equestris, 1997 nucleotides. RefSeq lists its product as uncharacterized. The coding region runs from base 153 to 1481 and encodes 442 amino acids. The record is from RefSeq and is a predicted model, not a curated record. The transcript is spliced from 2 exons. NCBI's taxonomy places the organism in Eukaryota, Viridiplantae, Streptophyta, Magnoliopsida, Asparagales, Orchidaceae.